This is a messenger RNA of Linum tenue, 4357 nucleotides long. Lineage: Eukaryota; Viridiplantae; Streptophyta; Magnoliopsida; Malpighiales; Linaceae. The record is from the annotation of a GenBank genome assembly.
GGAAAAGUGGUGUGAAUGUGCUCAUCUGAUAAAAAAAGCUACAGCAGUCACUAAAAGCAGAGGUGCUCUCGCAGUCGCAGCUGCCAUGGAAAUGGAAGGAACGAGGCCUGGGGUGCAAAAGUCAUAAAAUCAUCACCUCGUGCUAAUGUCGACUCUGUUUCUUCACCUCUUCCUCUUUUUACUCCACAUAAUCCUCUUAUCCCGCCUUCUUCUUCCCCGGUGGAUCCAGACCAAACUCCGCCACCAUCUCUUCGCAACUCCUCCUCCUUCGUCCGCCACCUCUUCUUCUCCGGCGGCGUUCGAUUCAGUUGAACCAGUCCCCAAAACCGGCAAAAAUCCGUUUCCUCUCACUCUCCUGCCCAAGUACGACGUGUUCAUCAGUUUCAGAGGGGAGGAUGUUCGAGACACCUUCCUGAGCCAUCUCUACUCUCAUCUGAGCGACAACAAGAAGGUCUGCGCCUACAAAGACGACAGGGAUUUGGGAAGAGGAGAGCAGAUCUCUGCGUCUCUGGUGGAAGCAAUCGAGAGAUCCACGGUCUACUUGGUGAUUUUCUCCCCCAAUUACGCCAACUCCAGAUGGUGCUUGGAGGAGCUCGUCAAGAUCCUCGACUGCAGCCGACGGUACGGGCGGAAGGUGAUUCCGGUGUUUUACGGCGGGUCGGAUCCCUCCCAGGUCCGAAAUCAAACCGGGAGCUAUGCCGAUGCCUUCGCUCGACGGUACCGAAAUCUGCCGGUGGAGAAAGUCCAUGGGUGGAGAGCGGCGCUCCGGGAAGCGGCCAACAUUUCCGGGUUCGACUCACGGAUCACCAGGUUUAGCCCCUAAUCCUGUGAAAACUCAGAAGAACCCUUAUUAGAUUUGUUUGAGCUAUGAAACCCUCUUGCCUCUUGCUAAGAAUUGUAGUUAUUGAAGCCCCAUUGAACCCAUUUUCGAGAUAAUUUUAAGUGAAGGUUACCUGCCAAUGAAAAAGGUUCAAGUAAUUGCAUUUGACAGGCCGGAAACUGAUCUCAUCAAGGAAAUCUCAAAAGCUGUGGUUGAGAGGAUGCACAGUCAAAUGAUGCUGCCAUCAAAUGCUACAUAUGGUUUGGUAGGAGUAGAGAAAAGCAUGAGAGCAAUUGGGUUGUCAUUGUGCAUUGAGACGGAAGCUAACUGGACGAUAGGACUGUGUGGAAUGGGUGGCAUCGGGAAGACGACUCUCGCGAAAGCUAUAUACGACCAAUUCUCCAAUCAAUUUGAAGCUUCAUGUUUUGUCAGUAAUUUUGCGGACCACCUAAGUAGGUUACCGCAGUUGUUUGAUGGUCUACAAAAUGAACUGUUCUCGAGGUUGUUGCCAAACGAGAAUGGGUAUAGCAUACCUGCUAGUUUCAAGCUCAACCGCCUCCGCCGGAUAAAGGCUCUCAUUGUCAUCGACGACGUGGACAACAUUAAGCAGUUGGAGGAUCUAUUUGAUAGACGAUAUUGUGAUUUAUUUGGACCCGGGAGUAGAAUUCUUUUAACUAGUAGGAACAAGCAGCUCCUUAAGAACGUGUGUCAUCAAAUAUAUGUAGUUAAUCCUUUGGAUGACAAUGAAUCUCUUCAACUUUUCUGCUUACAUGCCUUCAAGGAAGAUCAUCCACCACCUGGAUAUUUAUGGGCCUCCAAUCUAGCUAUAACCUAUGCAAGUGGCAACCCGUUAGCUCUUAAAGUUCUAGGCUCAAAUUUGUAUGGUCGAAACAAGGAGUUUUGGGACUGUGAAUUGAACAUGUUGCGAAACAGACCCGAUGAAGACGUCAAGAAUGUUGUCUUGAGGAGGAGUUAUGAUGGUUUAAACGAAGUGGAGAAAAGUGCAUACCUUGAUAUUGCCUGCUUCUACGACCCAUGGGGUAGUACAUAUGAUAUGUUGGGGAAAUUUGAGGAGAAAGUAUUAGAUGGAUGUUAUGCAGAAUAUGGUGGGUCUUGUAACCUCGUUACUAAGCUCGUGGAUAAGUCUCUUUUAAGUAUUGGUGAUUCUCUUGGAAUACAAAUGCACAGAUUGCUUCAAGAUCUGGGUCGCAACAUCGUCAAUGAAGAGCGAAGUGUUGGAAAACGUUCUAGGUUGUGGGAAGCUAAAGAUAUAUAUAAUUUGCUCAUCCAGAAGAAGGCAAGUGUGAAAACAACUUAUCAUCCCUAGAUGGGUGAGGCUCUUGACACUUAUUGUUAAGCUUGUUUAUCAGUUUGGUAAUUGUUUGUGUUAAACAGGGGAGUGAAUCUGUCGAAGUCAUCGUUUGGAAUCUAUGUGAAAUGCAGUAUGAGGCUGGCGAAAUAUGUGUGGACUCUGAUGCUUUUCGGAACUUGGAAAAUCUUAGGAUACUAGCAAUUUACAACUAUGAUGCUCUGCCAGAACUGGUACUUCCCGAGGAUGGGCUGGAAUGUUUGCCAGAAACGUUGAGGUGCCUUUACUGGGAUUUCUUCCCUUCAAGAUGGUUCGGAUCUAAAUUCUCUCCUCAGAAUCUUGUUUCACUUGAUUUGCGCCAUAGUAACAUUGAGCAACUAUGGGAAGGAGCACAUAAUGUGGAUCUGGGAAAUUUGAAGUACCUUAAUUUAAGGGAAUCCCAACACCUGAGCAAGUUGCCUAGUUUUUCCACGGCGAAGAAACUUGAGUGGAUCGAUUUGGAGUACUGUGAAAGCUUAGUUGAGCUUCCCCUGUCAAUUUUCUAUCUUCCCAGGCUGGAAGUCCUCCUUCUAAGGUAUUGUACAAGUCUGAAUCUGACUGACCUGGUGGGUCGUUACAGAGAAGAAAUUGGCUCCCAGAUCUUACCAAAUCUGAAAAAAUUAGACAUAACUGGGACAGCAACCCAAAAGAUUCCCGAUUUUUUCUGCCACUCCCAAAUUGUGGAGCUUCAUUGUGACAAUUGUCCAGACAUGACAGAAUUUCCAGUCAUCCCAAGCGUCAAAGCCUUGAGCUUGAGUGGAACCUUGAUCCAAGGACCGAUCGAGGUUGAGUUUCUUUACGGGUUGAAGGAAUUGACCUGUACAGAUAACCGCCAUCUACUUUGUCUCUCGAAUGGCUUCUGUGACUUGAAAUCGCUUGAAAGAAUCGAUCUAAGUGGGUGCAGCCAGCUAAAGGAGUUCCCAGAUAUCAUGGAACCUAUGGGAGCUUUGUUGAGCGUUCGUUUGACUGGUUGCAGCAAUCUGUCAACUCUUCCUGACAGCAUAUGUAAUCUGACACACUUGGGAGAGCUUGAUCUGCAGAAUUCAGGAAUUACAGAGCUUCCGUCCUCCAUCGGAGAUCUGAUACACUUGUGGCACUUGGGACUUGCGUGUUGUACAAGUCUCACAACCCUUCCAAACACCAUCCACAAGCUGUGCAAAUUGGUUCGGCUCGACUUGUCAAACUGCAUUCUACUGACUCAGUUACCUGAGCUCCCUUCAUCCUUGGAACAUCUGAAUGCACACGGGUGCAGGUCGCUUCGGACGGUGUCGUGCAUAGAGAAACACAACCUCUGCACUGGUAAGUGGAGCUUUGGCAACUGUCCCGAGCUCGAUCCAAAAUCUUUCAGGGAGCUUGUAGCCAAGUUUACCCGUGAUGUUGAAGAAUGUCAUUUGAGAGUUCCCCAGAAGCCAACUAUUAUACUUCCAGCAGAAGGUGCUAUGGGGGAAGCAAGGAGAUCUUCGGUGUUGGUGGAGCUGCGGCAGACUUGGAGGCUGAAGGGCCUAAUUUACUGGGCUCUCCUCGACUUCUCCUGCCUUGUCAAUAUAGCUUCCGCCGGCGUCUAUCGCGGGCAUACACUUCCCGGGAAGUACCACGUGGACUGCUCUAUCCGCAACGGUGGUGUGGACGGCGGCAGGGAAGAUAUCGUCAGCCGGUGUGAGUUGGAAGCAGCGGUGGAUGACCUUGCCGGAGGAGAUGGGAACCGCCUGCUGAUAAUGUGGUAUGAAGAUGGCUUUAACGGGAUCAGCUUUGAAGGUGGCGAAGAUGAGAAUACGACCAUCUUUGUUGAGUUCUUCUUUCGCGCUGGCUUUCCCGUCCGUUCGAAGCGGAUGGAAAUGUCGAACCCGAUCAUGAGUUGUGGUGUACUAUGGCAGGUAUACGACGACAGAGUGACGUAUUUGAGCUAACUUGUUCACUCUUUGAUUCAGCCUACUUCAAUCUUCUUGGGAUAUAUUCAUGCUCGUGAGGUUUCGACAUGUGACAGGAGUAAUUGAACUAACUUGCUCACGAUUAGUUGAUAUGUCACAAGAAAGUUGUUAAACUUGUAUAUCUUGAGUAGCAUACUCGGUGAAAGAACUCGAGUAGUCUCUUAUUUUGGUGAUCCAGUGAUUUAUUAGGCGCAAGGUUUUGCCAUACCUAGAGCAAUCAUCUAUUUACAUUUGCAACAAUGCAAACACGACUUCUCGUCA